This is a messenger RNA of Haliotis rufescens (red abalone), 1752 nucleotides long. RefSeq names its product valacyclovir hydrolase-like. Bases 32 to 958 code for a protein of 308 amino acids. The record is from RefSeq and is a predicted model, not a curated record. The transcript has 7 exons. Lineage: Eukaryota; Metazoa; Mollusca; Gastropoda; Lepetellida; Haliotidae.
UGAAAGGGGAGAGUUUCUUCCCUUGGAAAAUAUGGCCAGUGUGACAUGUAUUUUAAAGUCUGGUAUUUUGACUGCCAGAUUAUCGCCGUCAUCCAUUUCAACUAAGCAAUGGUUACGCUGUCUGUUACCACAGAAAUCAAAUCCUGCAUUCAGGGACAAGUUCCGCCCAAAUGUUCGGUUCUAUUCAGUCCGUAGAGUGUCACUGCAAGUUAAAGCGAAUGGAGUGGAUUUUCACUGUGAAAAAUGUGGCAGCGGGGAUCAUACUGUCCUCUUACUACCUGGAGCCCUGGGCUGUACCAAGACAGAUUUUGAUCCCCAGCUGGAGAAGAUGAAUCAAGAGAAGUUCACAGUUUUUGGCUUUGAUCCUCGGGGUUAUGGACGCAGUAUACCCCCCCAGCGUGACUGGCCACUCGAGUUCCUUCAGCGAGAUGCAGAGGAUGCUGCUGCUGUCAUGAACACUCUCGGGCAAAAGAAGUUUUCCGUCCUUGGCUGGAGUGAUGGCGGGAUAACGGGUUUGAUCCUGGCCGCGCGACACCCAGAACUGGUGCAGAAGCUGGUCAUAUGGGGAUCCAACGCCUACAUCACUGAAGAGGACAUGAAGAUGUACCGAGCUGUGGAAAAUGUUGACAAGUGGAGUGCGAGGAUGAGGGAGCCGUUUGUCCAGGUGUAUGGGGAAGAGUACUUCCGGCGCCAGUGGAGCGGCUGGGUCAAGGCAUACAGUAAAUACUUCACAGACAAUAAAGGUGACAUCUGCAAGUCGGAGCUGAAGAACAUCACGUGUCCGACGUUCAUCCUCCACGGAAUGAAGGACCCCAUGGUGGCAGCAGAGCACCCUGUGUAUCUCAGCAAACAUAUAAAGAACUCCAGGCUACACAAUAUGCCGGAGGGAAAGCACAACAUUCAUCUGAGGUAUGCUGAUGAAUUCAACAAGAUGGUGGAAGACUUUCUCCUGGAAUGAAUUUGUACAGAAAUGACAAGCUGUCAUUACCCUAAUCAAACCCAAAAUUCAGAAUAUUUUUGUAUCCAUCGUCUUGGCUUAUUUGACCAAGAGAAUAUUUAAAACAUUUUGUUUUAAUCAGUGGCCAAGAAAGCUUUGAAUAAAUUGCCAAAAUGAUUUAUGUUAGUGAACAGUUGUGAUACAUAUUUCUUGAUUUUAUUAAGUCAUUGCAUUUAUUCAGAACUUCCAACAAGCCAUUGGCUUUGUACGCAAUGGGGCGGUCAGGUAGCCUAGUGGUUAAAGCGUUCUCGUCAUGCCAAAGACCUGGGUUCAAUUCCCGAUACAAUGGGUACUAUGUGUGAAGCCCAUUUCUGGGAUGUACAUGUAUAACUUGUCUUCCAACACCACGCUUCUGCAGAGGCCCAUGGUCACAAAACUAAUCGGUCCCAUAAAAGGAGCAAAUAGUUUUCGCAAAUAUCCCCCGCCGUGAUAUUGCUGGAAUAUUGCUAAAAGCGGUGUAAAAACAUGCCAACUCGCUCGCUCACUUUGUACACAAUUGAUAUACAGGGAUACAGGUUAACAUUGUCCAAACCUGCUUGAUUAACGUUGUACCACGUAGACAGUACAGUUCACCUGUUCAGGUUAUGCAUGGCCAGUGAGACAAUCAGUGAUGUGUGUCGUGUUAUCCUGUACUGAGGUGUGUGUUCAGCCUUGUUUUGUGUAAUGGAAUGAGAUCAUGUUUACUGAUAAACAAAACAUCAAAAUGGUGGUGCCUCAACAUGGGUCAUGCUCAAUAAACAUGUUAUGUUUCCAUU